Aegilops tauschii subsp. strangulata is the source of this 633-nucleotide messenger RNA. RefSeq lists its product as uncharacterized. Lineage: Eukaryota; Viridiplantae; Streptophyta; Magnoliopsida; Poales; Poaceae. The record is from RefSeq and is a predicted model, not a curated record.
AUGUCCUCCACCACCUCAACCUACUCCAACCCCUUCACCGGGCCGGGCUCCGUCGAUAUCCGCGACAUCAACAUCCAUGACCACGUUCCUGUGAUCCUCGAUGCCACCGACUCCAUGUACUUUGCGUGGAAGACUUAUUUCUCGCUCCUCUUACGCGAGAACAAUCUCGUGGAUCGUGUUGAUGGCACCGUCCACUCUCACGUCAUGGUGGGCGAUUCCGAUUGGACCGCGAUCGAUGCCACACUCAUCUGGUGGUUCUUCACCACCAUCUCCAAGGACCUGCUUCACAUGGUCGUGAGCGAUGGUGAUGACGCCCAUGUCGUGUGGGUCAAGCUCAACGACCUCUUCACCAACAACAAGCUUCAGUGUCGCGUUUUUCUGCAGCAGGAAUUUUUUUACUGUCAUCAAGAUGAACAGUCCAUCGAUGACUACUGCCGCUGCCUAGAGACAUUAUCGGAUGAACUCCGUGACAUCAAUGCCAAGGUUGAUGACGACCUCCUCCUUAGCAUGCUUACCGCCGGCCUCAACGAGGAUUUUGCCAACGCCGCCACCAACCUCACCUUGCUGUCGGAGCCCUCCUUCCGCAAGUUUGCGCCGUACAUGCAGUUGGAGGAGCGUCAGAUGAAGGGGUGA